This is a messenger RNA of Sardina pilchardus (European sardine), 2295 nucleotides long. RefSeq names its product NACHT, LRR and PYD domains-containing protein 1 homolog. The coding region runs from base 102 to 1721 and encodes 539 amino acids. Lineage: Eukaryota; Metazoa; Chordata; Actinopteri; Clupeiformes; Clupeidae. The transcript has 4 exons. Gene Ontology annotation, biological process: inflammatory response; innate immune response; regulation of apoptotic process. The record is from RefSeq and is a predicted model, not a curated record.
AGGAGCUGAACCUGAGUGAGAAUAAGCUUCAUGAUGCAGGAGUUCAGCAUCUCUCAGAGCUCCUCAAGAAUCCCCACUGCAAACUGGAGAAACUAAAGCUGAUGCGUUGUUCCCUCACAGAGAAGAGCUGUGCUGCGAUAGCGUCAGCUGCCAGAUCAAACUCCUGCAGUUUGAAGGAGCUGAACCUGAGUGGCAAUGAGCUUCAUGAUGCAGGAGUUCAGCAUCUCUCAGAGCUCCUCAAGAAUCCCCGCUGCAAACUGGAGAAACUAAAAGUGGAUGGUCGUACCUUCCUGAAGGAGAGUCCAGCAGCAGCAGCAGCCUCUGCUAGCAGCUCCCACUCAGAUGCUGCAGAGCUGCACCUCAGAGACAAAGUCCAGCAGGACCCAGGAGCACAGCUGCUCUCUCUGGACACUCACACGGAGGAUCACCACAUGGAUGCCCCACAGAGGAGUUGUAAAUCCUGUGCUGAAGUUCCAGACUCCAGCCACUGGGUCCUGGUGAAGCCUGAAGUCUCCACAGAGGAGAGCGUCUCCACCUACAUCCUGAGAGUGUCUCCACUUACAGCAAGAAGUUAUGAGUGCUCAGAGUCUGGUCUGCGCUGGACGUGUGCUGGUCCAGUCACCCUGCAGUACCGCUUCAUGGACUGGCAUCUCUUGGCUGAUGAGCUGCCCCACAUGCAGUACAGACCAGCUGGCCCUUCAAUGGACAUCAAGCUCAUGUCAGGAGAGCUGGAGGAGAUCCACCUGCCACAUUUCCUCUGUUUGGGAAGUAGUCUGUCUUCUCUGAAGGAUGCUGUGAAGGUUCUGCAUAAGCAGGACAGUGGAGUGUUGAUAGAGAAGUGUGAGCUGAGUCGCUUCCAUGCCAAACUGAUGAACCCCUCCUUUUCUCUUCGUGGGAUUUUCUACUCUCUAAUGUCUCUCAUCUCUCAGAUUAAGAUCCAUGCAGAUGUCCAGGUCUACUGGAGCAGGAUGGUACCCCUCAUUUUCCGCACAUACCUGCUGCCUAUGGAUAAGCAUCUCACAAAGUUAGUGGAGGAUCAGGAACAAUUGGAGGGAUUCAGAGGGUUCAGACUUGCUUUGCCUUGUCCUGAAGAACAUCUUCAGUUGAAUGACUUAUAUAGGUUAAAAACUGACUGCAAGUCUACAAUUUAUCCAGUAGAGCGGAAACUCAUAGAGGGCAGUUUUGUUCCCAAGUUCUUUAAGGUGCGCAUAAGCAAGGCUGACGACUUCAAGAUGGAGCUCCUCAGCUCUGUAGACAGUCAGCAAGUCUGGGAAGCAGAGAUCUUGGAAAUGGAAUGCUGGAACAAACCUCAACAGGACAAGUCCACACUCCCAAGCUCAUCUGAGGCCGUCAACAUCCCAACCUCUGUGGAGCAACAGACAGUCAACCAAGCAGAAGUCCAGAGAACUGAACGAUUGCGGAAACCUCAGCAGGACAAUACUCACACAGUAGAUGAAACUGUAGAAGAGUUCCUCAAAGACAAAAUGGCAGCGCUCAUUCAGAGGGUGACCAAUGUGAUGCCUCUAGCAGAUGAGAUGCUGUCGAAAGACAUCAUCAAAAGAGAACAGUACAACAACAUCAAAGCGGAGCUCACUGACCAGGGCAAGAUGAGGUGUGUGUUUGAUGCCUUGCGCUCUUGUGGGUCUCCUGAAAAAAGUUUGUUCUUCAAAAUCCUUCUGAGUCAACACUCUUCCCUGCUGAGAGAGUUGGGCUGGGAUUGAGUACAUUGGGAACAUGACCCACCACUUUACCCCCUACAGAUCAUGGGAGGAACAUGAGCAUGACCGUCUUUAGAGUGAACUGAAAUAUGGAGCCACAGUUUACACUUUUAGAUAUUUAAUGAAUAUAAAAUGAAAUCAGACAAUCAGGCAUUAUGUUUUUCCAAAGCUAGUCAUCUAACUUGGUAAUAGUCCACAGCCUUGCCUUGUCAGAAGACAAUAGCACAGUUGGCUCUGAUAGAACAUUGCUAGCUGGUGCACAUUUCAAAUAUGUUUUCCAAUAGCUGGGAAUGGUGGGAACAGCAGGAGUGUUUGUUUCUCCUCAAACAGAUUCCAACAAAAUGAACUUCAUCAAAUAAUGCUCCAGUGUUGAAGCAUUCAGGCUUCCUAAUACCACGUUUUGUACACAGUUACACGUAACAUGAUGUUGAUGAUAUGAAUUGAGCCACAAGGAAUUGUUAAGUUCUGAAUGGUGCACUUUUUCCAUUUUUAAUGUGUAUAAUAAUAUUAAUGAAAUAAAAUCCAGCGGAGUCAUUUGAAGAAAUAAUUUUAUCAAACGAAGUUGUCCUUUUCCUUU